AUGGACUACUGCAGCAGCUUGCACAACCUCGACCAGGUCAAGGACAAGCCAAACUUCAGGAUGGUCAAGGGGAAUCUGCUCUCUGCGGACCUGAUGAACUACACGCACGUGGACAACUCGUUUGGCAACUCGUUCGCCUUCACGGAGAACAACGUCCUCGGCACGCACGUCCUCGUGGAGGCUGCGAAGAAGGCUGGCAUCCGCCGCUUCAUCCACGUAUCGACCGACGAGGUGUACGGCUCCUCCUACUCCGAGGAGCCGAGCCGUAAGGAGGGGGACGUGCUCGAGCCGACCAACCCGUACGCGGCGACCAAGGCGGCCGCCGAGAACAUCGCGCGAUCAUGGUUGGGCCUGCUUCCUGCACAAAACAAGAAAAGCGUUUGGAUAUCUAUGCACGGCGGGUCGCCCUUUCUUUAG
Emiliania huxleyi CCMP1516 is the source of this 417-nucleotide messenger RNA. RefSeq lists its product as hypothetical. The transcript is spliced from 3 exons. The coding region runs from base 1 to 417 and encodes 138 amino acids. Lineage: Eukaryota; Haptophyta; Isochrysidales; Noelaerhabdaceae. The record is from RefSeq and is a predicted model, not a curated record.